GCCCCGUUCAUAUUCUUCUACCGUUUCCGCUUAACUUCCUUUCCGGCGGCGGCUAUUUCUUCGCCAACAUGCCACUCGCAAAAGACUUGUUGCACCCGACCCCCGAGGAGGAGAGGAGAAGACACAAGAAGAAGCGUCUCGUUCAGAGUCCGAAUUCUUACUUUAUGGACGUGAAGUGUCCAGGAUGUUACAAGAUCACAACGGUCUUCAGCCAUGCCCAGACCGUGGUACUGUGCGUGGGUUGUUCGACAGUGUUGUGCCAGCCCACUGGUGGCAAAGCCCGGCUCACAGAAGGUUGCUCAUUCAGGAGGAAGCAGCACUAGCCAUGACGUGGUAUAGUGGAGAGGGAGACUCGGACUACAGUAGAGCUGUGUCUGGGCUGACCCGGCUGCAGCUAGGCCCAGACAUGCAUCUGCAUCAGCAACAACAUUCGUCCAAUCUCACCGUCUCAAUAAAAAUAUUUGGCUAAA
Molecule: messenger RNA, 470 nt
Organism: Alosa alosa (allis shad)
Lineage: Eukaryota; Metazoa; Chordata; Actinopteri; Clupeiformes; Clupeidae
Gene: rps27.1
Product: ribosomal protein S27, isoform 1
Exons: 4
Coding region: 69-323 (84 amino acids)
Biological process (GO): translation; ribosomal small subunit assembly
Cellular component (GO): ribosome; cytosolic small ribosomal subunit
Molecular function (GO): RNA binding; structural constituent of ribosome
Source: RefSeq, a predicted model, not a curated record